Molecule: messenger RNA, 2807 nt
Organism: Aspergillus sclerotioniger CBS 115572
Lineage: Eukaryota; Fungi; Ascomycota; Eurotiomycetes; Eurotiales; Aspergillaceae
Product: repressor protein
Exons: 2
Coding region: 90-2507 (805 amino acids)
Biological process (GO): chorismate biosynthetic process
Molecular function (GO): 3-dehydroquinate dehydratase activity; shikimate 3-dehydrogenase (NADP+) activity; 3-phosphoshikimate 1-carboxyvinyltransferase activity
Source: RefSeq, a predicted model, not a curated record
UCGAGACGCUUUUACAUAUCUCCUCAGCGAGCUGUUUGUCUUCCGCAUCGAUCACAUCGGACGCCUACUGAUCUACGUAAUUGGCCGCGAUGCACAAAACCUCUCCGAUAGACAAGCGCCGGAAGUUCAAUCCGGAUGCCUCGCUUGUGCUGGUGGGCAUCCGGGGAUGCGGGAAACGGUCUUUGGGAUUCGUCGCUGCCACUGCGUUGAAGCGGCGCUUUAUUACGGAAGACCAUUAUUUCAAGGAGAUGACCGGUCACACCAGACAUGAGUUUCUGAAGCGCUUUGGGAGCCAAGAAUUUCAGCAACGCGAUAUUGAAAUCCUCAAGUCAAUGCUUGACAACCAUCGCUCAUGCUGUGUGAUUGAAUGCGGCCUAGGAAGUCUUACUCGCCCUGUUCAAGAACACCUGCGUCGAUAUUCUGCGACCAAUCCUAUCGUAUACCUAAUACGUGACAUGGAUCGCAUACAGAGCCUACUAGGCCUAGAGGACCAGUCCGUCAAACUACUUUGCGAGGGCGAUCCUCUACACAGAACUUGUUCCAAUUUCGAAUUCUAUAAUGUUGAAGAUUGCUCCAGCAUAUCGGCACAGACAGACGAGGGAUCUCCGGAUAGACGCUGCGUCGAUUAUUCUUUCAAACUGAAGGAGGCGAAAGAGGACUUCACCCGCUUCGUACGUUUCGUGACCGGCACAGAUGUAGGACAUACUAGUUACGACUCGCCUUUUGUCCUGCUUGAAACCCCACCAGAACUUCGGUCCUUCACCCAUGCGGUAUUUGUGCGAUCCUCGGACCUCGCGGAAGGAAUUGUCAAGUUGCCAGAGCUUGAGUCAGGCGGUGAUGCAAUUGAACUCUGUGUUGACCGCUGGGGCCCGGGAUUAACAGCAACCUUGAGCAAGCAGGUUGCUUUGCUCCGGAGGAAUGCUCGCACGCCCAUCAUAAUUUCGAUAGACAAAUCUCCUACAGGCAUCGCCAAGGAAGAUAUGUCUCCCGCGCAGGUGAACAGCUCAUAUUUUGCGAUUGUGGAACAUGCCCUACGACUGGCAGUCGAAUAUUUGGCAGUAGACUUAGGCCAGGAACAUGCUCGAGUGCAGGAGGCAAUUCGCACCAGGGGAAAUACCAAAAUCAUUGGGCAACGCAUAUUUGAACCGUCUGCCCUGGAGACCUGGGAGAGCGAAGAAUGCUUUUCCCUUUAUCUCGAGGCCGAGAAGCUGGGGUGCCAGCUCGUCCGUUUCCUUCGGGUAGCUACAGCGCGUGAAGACAACGCAGCAGUUUUAAAAUUCACCAACAAGGUCCAUGCCUUGUCUGGCAAUCAUCCACCGGUAAUCGCAUACAACAUUGGUAGUCUUGGGCGGACCUCUCAAGUGUUCAAUUCCAUCCUCACCUCUGUGACCCACCCAGCGAUUGAACGAACCACCGAUAACGGACGGGACCCUCAGAUCACAUCUCGUGAUGCAGUUCAGGCUUUGUUUCAAAGUUAUGUGCUAGACCCACUCCAAUUCUUUAUUCUCGGAGGCAAUGUCGCGUACAGUCUUUCCCCAGCGAUGCAUAAUGCCGCCUUCCGCCAUUGUGGCAUGAGCCAUACCUAUACGAUACCAGAAUCACCCUCGCUGGCGAUCAUGGACCGGCUGGGCAGGGACUCCCAUUUUGGAGGUUCGAGUGUGGUCCAGCCGUGGAGGGUACAGCUGUCCCAUAAGCUUGCUGCGAAGAGUCGCCACGUUGAGGCGAUAGGUGCGAUCAACACAAUCGUGCCACUUCGGGCGCGUGCCGAUGGGUCCAUGUUUCCUCUGCAAGAGCAGGCGAGUCGUCGUAACCAGGCCGGACCUGUCCUAGGAUGGUACGGUGAGAACACGGAUUGGGUUGGCAUCAUGACCUGCAUCAACCGUAAUCUCUCGCCACGCAAUGCCAUCAGUCCAUCAAAGACUACAGGGCUGGUGAUAGGAGCGGGCGGGAUGGCUCGCGCCGCCGUCUACGCCAUGCUCCGGCUCGGAUGCCGUAAGAUUUUCAUAUACAACAGAACCUUGUCACGAGCGGAGAGUGUAGCGCUCCAUUUCAAUUCAUGGGCUGCAUCGCAAGUGGAGUCAACUGAAGUUGUGUAUGUGCUCAAGUCCUUGAAGGAUGAAUGGCCUGCCGAUGCCUGCCCCCCUUGUAUGAUCGCAUCCUGUGUGCCUGCGGACCGGGAUGGGGACGAGCCCCCGGCCAACUUCGAAAUGCCUAUGCAGUGGUUGGGAAGCCCAACUGGCGGCGUGGUUCUUGAGUUCGCUUACAAGCCCCUGGACACGCCGCUGCUGCGCCAGAUGCGUCGCAUCCGGAGUGAAACCGGGCGCCCCUGGGUGUUGGUUGAUGGGCUUGACAACGUGGUUGAGCAAGCGAUACCGCAGUUUGAGCUCAUGACGGGACGGAAAGCGCCGCGCCGCCUAAUGUUUUCCGAAGCCCUUCGCAACUAUGAGGGCGACGACGGGCGAUUUGACGAAAAAACGAUCCAAGCCAGGCUUGACCACGUUCGGUAGCAAGCCCAGGCAUGCCUGUUAACAAGUGUCGCUGUAUUGAGACCGAUUCAUUCAAACAUUGAUGUCCAAAGAAUGGGAUGCGAUCGGCCAUGAAGGCCCAGCCCACCUGGGUCAGGUUUCAGAGCCCUCUACGAACCCUUCUGUCGGGUCUCAGGGCGUUUUUCGUGUCGGGGCUGUCGAGGGUACUAUGGAUACGUUGAAUCAUAUUUAGAUCCUCCACGAUAGCAGAGGUGUAUAGCACCUUCACGUGAAGCGUGGAAUGGAUACGGCAGUGCAAUUUUAUUGGGAGCCGGUUCAUCC